AUGGAUUUUUUAAAUCUACCAGUGGAAAUAGGCUCUAAAAUUGUUGAAUAUUUAGAUAUUAAAAGUAAAAUUAACGUUUACAAUAGUUGCGAUGAGCUGAAAGAUUUUUUUGCUACCUGGUGCAAUAUAAAGAGUGUUGUACUAUCAAGAAGCACACUGGCUACUGUCAAAACUUUGGAAGAGAAACUAUUUUCUGAUCUUGGACAACAAAUUAUUGAAUUAAAUUUAAGCGGAGUACCAGAUUUAACAGCAGAAAAGUUGAAACCUUACAUUCCUCGAUUUGCGCGGUUAAAAUGUCUCGAUGUGACAUUCACAGAUAUUUAUUUAGGAGAUAUUUCAGAAAUAUGCCCUCAAAAUUUGAAGAAAAUAGGCAUUAACUAUUUCAAAUGUUUCAAUAACUACACUUACGAUAAGAUUACUGAAGAAUCUAAAGCUGUCUUCAAAGACCGACAGAUCGAAUCAGUUCACUUUAUUGUUAUGGAGCUAAGUUUAUCAGCAUCCCCUUUUAAGUUUCUUAAAGAUGUGAAUUCUAUCAAAGAUUUGAAGUUAACAAUAGCUGACAAUUACAAAGAAUUUUUGAGCAUUAAUAAUGACGAAAAUGAAUCGGAAGGAUUUGUUUAUAGAGGCCGAUAUGUCGGCGGAGGGCCUAACCAUGAUGAUGGCACCUCUGAGGACGAUGGCGCAACGCUUAGGGAGGAGUUAUCUUUACAUAGAAGUCUGUCAAUCGCACUGUGGUUGGAAUCCAUUUGCAGAUGUGUUCAGUCCUAG
This is a messenger RNA of Arctia plantaginis, 768 nucleotides long. NCBI's taxonomy places the organism in Eukaryota, Metazoa, Arthropoda, Insecta, Lepidoptera, Erebidae. The record is from the annotation of a GenBank genome assembly.